Impatiens glandulifera is the source of this 705-nucleotide messenger RNA. Its product is annotated as 22.7 kDa class IV heat shock protein-like. Gene Ontology annotation, biological process: response to hydrogen peroxide; response to salt stress; response to heat. The coding region runs from base 16 to 654 and encodes 212 amino acids. The transcript has a single exon. The record is from RefSeq and is a predicted model, not a curated record. NCBI's taxonomy places the organism in Eukaryota, Viridiplantae, Streptophyta, Magnoliopsida, Ericales, Balsaminaceae.
CAUAGAAAAAACAAAAUGAACCCAUCUUCUUCUUCAUUUUGCACCCUGUUUUCUUCCUUGUUCCUGCUAUUAAUCAUAAUAGGAAAUUUCCCAGCUUCGAAAGGCUCAUUUCUAAUUAGUCCCCUGUUUGAUAAUCCAUUAAUAAACCAGCUCCAACAGCUCGAUCAUAACAAUAAUAAUAAUAAUAAUAUAUGGGAUUGGGAUCCCUUCCGUGUUAUUGAACACUUACCUCUCGAUCUUCAUGACAGAGAUGAUCACGUGACUCUUGCAGCCGUGGACUGGAAGGAGACUAAAGAUGGUCACGUGAUUUCCCUAGACGUUCCUGGGUUUAGUAAAGACGAGUUAGGGAUCGAGAUUGAGGAGAAUCGGGUGUUAAGAGUCAGCGGCGAGAAAAAGAAAGAAGAGAAAGAGGAAGGAGAUGAUGAUCACUGGCACAGAGCUGAGAGGUGGUCUUAUGGGAAAUUCUGGAGACGGUUUCGAUUGCCUGAAAAUGCAGAUAUUGAUUCUGUUAAGGCAAAACUUGAGAACGGUGUACUUGUUGUCUCUUUUUCCAAGCUUUCUCCAGAUCGAAUCGGAGGUACCAAGCUUGUCUCUAUAGAUGGUGGUGGUGCUGGUGCCGGUGCCGGUGGAUCAGAAGCUAAAGAGGAGCUAUGAAUUAUAAUAAGUAACUAAACCAACCAUGCAGUCUUAUCUCUAUCUAUGUUU